Messenger RNA from Drosophila eugracilis, 1062 nucleotides. RefSeq names its product probable inactive serine/threonine-protein kinase slob2. The record is from RefSeq and is a predicted model, not a curated record. The coding region runs from base 15 to 1046 and encodes 343 amino acids. Lineage: Eukaryota; Metazoa; Arthropoda; Insecta; Diptera; Drosophilidae. The transcript is spliced from 2 exons.
GGGAGCAGAGCCAGAUGAGCUUAUUCGCAAUCGCCAUGAAGUUCUUACCAGUUCUGGCAUUGAUCGUGCUCUUCGCAGCGGCAGUCCAAGCUGGCAGAAGUCGUCCUCAGCUGGUGCGCCUGCACCAGGUUACUCGGCAGGAGUACAACGAGCUCCUCCGUCUAACUCAGGGCAAGGAGGAGGUUUCUGAGGCUCGUUUGCUCAGCAGCUCCAUUGCUGGCAUCAAGGGUUUGGCUUCUGGCUUUGCAGCUGGCAACUUCAUUCCAGCUAUCUUCAGCUCCAAGGAUCAGCCCAAGAAGGGACGUCCUCUGUGUGUGAUCUCCACCAAUGAUAUAGAUCAGGACCAGGAAAGGCGGUUGGGCCGUGUGGUGAGCAUCGAAUAUGAGCCAAGCAGCGAUUCCAGCUCCAGUUCUGGAUCCGGAUCCUCGUCGAGCAGUGGUAGCAGUAGUGGACACGGCAGUGGUCAUGGAAGUGGACAUGGUCAUGGUAGUGGAAGCGGCGACGAUGACAACGAUGAUGUGACCACUGUGAAUUGUAUCCUGGUAGUUAAUGGUACCGAUACCACAACCACUACGACUACGACCACAACCCCAAAACCAGAUUACGGACAUGGACAUGGACACGGACAUGGUCAUGGUUCCAAGCCAGGCAGUUAUUACCCACCCCCUCCUCCGUUCUAUCCUCCCUACUACGGCUACCCACCCUACUAUCCUCCUCCCUACCCAUACCCACCACCACCACCUCCACCACCAACACCCAAGCCCCACCAUUCCAGCGGAGACAAGCGUUCGGCCGAUGAUGAUGAUGAGGAGGAGGAUGUGAGCAGUCUGAUCGAUGCCUACAAUGGAUUGUACUACCAGCCCCAGGGAGCCGUUCUGAGGAGCGGAAAAUACUCGAAGGUCAGCCAGGAGACGCCUGCCUACCAGCCAUCUAGCUAUCCCACGCAUGAGUACGCCAACACCUAUCCCAAGGUGCUCCGCAACAAUGGACUGACCCAUCCUGCUCCCGUCUACGUGCGAACGCCACAAUUCGAUCAGGAACACUAAGAAACAGCGCCAUUAG